This is a messenger RNA of Aspergillus wentii DTO 134E9, 1401 nucleotides long. Its product is annotated as lysophosphatidic acid acyltransferase LOA1. The coding region runs from base 193 to 1179 and encodes 328 amino acids. The record is from RefSeq and is a predicted model, not a curated record. The transcript is spliced from 3 exons. NCBI's taxonomy places the organism in Eukaryota, Fungi, Ascomycota, Eurotiomycetes, Eurotiales, Aspergillaceae.
CACUCUGCAUGCGACGAUGUGGUGAUGCUUCGCAGUCUUGUAUAUUGAUUUUCCUUCGUCCUCUUCAGCGACUUACCGCAGUAUACUGUUCACACUUCGUUAUUUCAUCUCACGUUAGUGGCCACAUGGCCUAUAAGUGAUCUCGGCAUUAUCCCAGUCUUAUCAAACCCACUUCGUACCCCUCAUUGAAUCAUGGAGAAGUUCUCCCAGUUCCGCGAUCGAGGAUCCGGCAUCGCGCCUUUCCUCCCCAUUCCCUCUCAACCCUCCGGCUUCCGACUCCCUCUACACGUCUUUCUCUUCUUCUUCCGACUUCCUCUAUUUAUAUUUGCGUGCUUGGCCUAUUUCGUUGUUCUACAAUGGCUCCCGAUCGGGUCUCUAGGCAAGAAGGCCUCGCUGUGGUGUAUUUUGGGUGUGCCCAGUAUAUGGUGGAUUGAUCUUCAGGUGGACGGCGUGAGGAAAGGUUCCCUUGCCAAACAACAUCAAGCCCGUCUUCCAGGUCCCGGAUCCGUCAUCGCCUCGUCCUUUACCUCUCCUAUCGAUGCGCUUUAUCUGGCCGCCAUCUUUGACCCGGUGUUUACUGCUUCAUACCCGAAUUCGCGUCAGGUGGAACGCAUCUCGCUACUGCAAGCCGUCCUUCGUUCGUUCUCCCAGCCACAGGCGAGCGCUCCCAAGGGCACGCGAUUGGUCGAUGUAUCGACUCUCUUGGAGAAGUAUCCCAACCGUCCUAUCGUCAUAUUCCCCGAAUGCACUACGACCAACGGCCGCGGAAUCCUGCCGCUCAGUCAGUCUCUUGUGGGAGCUCCUCCGAAGACCAAGAUUUUCCCUGUCAGCCUGCGGUAUACCCCGAUGGACGUGGUGACCCCGCUGCCUGGAAGUUAUCUGAGUUUCCUUUGGAACCUGCUGAGCAAGCCCACCCACUGCAUUCGCGUUCGAAUUGCCGAGUCUGUGGUGAGCGGCAGUGCUGCAAACACAACACCAUCUUCACUCAACUCUUAUGACACCAACUACUUGGACGUGCUAGAGCAAAAGGAAGCAGCGAUUACUCAGGGCGAAAAGGCUGUGCUGGACAAUAUUGGGGAGUCUCUUGCUCGUUUGGGCCGAGUCAAGCGGGUUGGCUUGGGUGUCCAGGAGAAGCGGGAUUUUGUCAAGAUGUGGACCAAGACGCGACGCACGUGGUGAUUGUGUUUACUGUAUACGAUUAGGGUUAGUAGAUAGUUGAUUCAUUCAUAUGAAGUUUAUCAACCAAACACGUUCUUUGUUUUUCGCAGAGCGGUGCCUGAGGGGAGAACGUGGUGGAGGCUACCAUGGUUGGGCGAUGAGGGGCUGAUUCGCGAUGAUAUCAAUUGACCUCGAGUAAUUUGAUAAUAGCAAUCCACCUGGUGACUCAAUAUCGAAGCGUCG